Molecule: messenger RNA, 964 nt
Organism: Dendrobium catenatum
Lineage: Eukaryota; Viridiplantae; Streptophyta; Magnoliopsida; Asparagales; Orchidaceae
Exons: 1
Coding region: 160-606 (148 amino acids)
Source: RefSeq, a predicted model, not a curated record
UUAUCUUCUCCCUUUAUUCGCGAAUGAAAGCACAGCGCGCCGCCAGAGUCGCUCUUUCGCCGGAAGGAGAUCAAGCUUCAUUCGCUGGCUGAGGGAAACCAGAAAGAGAUGGAAAGGUGGCUAUUUUCUCAUAAAAUGACUGUAUGAUUUUCCUUUCCGAUGUCGCGCACGGAAGCACCAGUUACGAAUCUGGCGAGAAGGCAGCCUUUGAUCUUAAAGGAGCCGGCGAGGCCGAGUAAACGUGUAGCAGAGGUCGCCGGCGGCACCACGGCUGAGUGCGCGGCGGUGGUCUGUUGCUGUCCGUGUGGCCUCGUGAACCUCCUCGUUCUCACCAUCGUGAAGCUUCCGGCAUGUCUUUGCCGCCGUGCGCUGCGGAAGAGGAAGAAGCGCCGCGCCGCUCGGAAAAAGAAGGCGGAAUCCGAAGCCUCCGGCGCUGAUAUCACCUCCGCCUCGCCUGCAGCGGUGGUACAUGGGAUUCCAUUGCCCGCGAAGGGGAUUCUGUUGCCCUCGAAGUCGCCUGCGGCGGAGGUCUCAGAGCUGGAGAAGGAGAUGUGGCCCCACUUGUUCGGCAAUGGCUUCUGGCGCAGUCCAUCACAGAGAGAGUAAAGUUCAAGUUUAUCCCAUUGACCGAUCGACUCCGCCAUUAAUGGGAGAAGAAGGAAAGGAGAUAAAGCGGAUGGUUUUUUUCAAAUUCUAAUCUUUUCUCGAUGAAGAAACUUACUAUUCUCUUCGUGAAGGGAUCAUAAAUCUGAGUUGUUGAGCCAAAAUUUCCAUUUUUAUUGGGCUUAAGUUAUGGGGUUGUCGAUUAUAGGAGAAGAGGAUCGCAUCUGCGUGUUCUUGGAUUGAUGGAAUGGAAUGAACUUUGUUGAUUUCAUGCAUGUAGAUUGACUUAGUAGUAUUUAUUUUUGUAUAAUAUGAUGUACUUUCUCAUUGAACGAGAAUAGGGCUGUUGUCCUUAUGAGCU